AUGAUUGCAGAUGAAGGUCCGCUUGUGGAUGAACUAUGGGUCAAAGAUGAUCGCCAGAAUUAUCAAAGUGAUGACACCCUUCCUGAACUUUUGAUCAACAAAAGGUUCAGGAAGAUUUUCUUGAUUAUGAUGUCAAUAUUAAUCUCUAGGAGGUCACGCUAUAAUGCUGGCUCUGAAAAGGGAAUUCUGCCUAGCCUAUAUGUUGUUGAACGGAGGAAACCUUUUGGUCAAAGUGAAGGGCAUGGAAUUGAUGGGGAAGCAAUUUCUAAUAGUAUGCAUUGCAAGUGA
Sphenostylis stenocarpa is the source of this 288-nucleotide messenger RNA. The record is from the annotation of a GenBank genome assembly. Lineage: Eukaryota; Viridiplantae; Streptophyta; Magnoliopsida; Fabales; Fabaceae.